AUGGGCGACGUUGAGCUGGCGACCUGGUCGGAUGGUUAUGAGCCACUGGCCCCUUGGUUGAAGCGGCUAGACCCAGCGAAUGACUGGUCUCCAUGGAAGGGCGCCGAGCUUCAGAUGAACGCUCGUGCCGUGGAAGCGUCGCAGAAUGCUUUGAGUCACGUGGGUGCUGGCGCCAGCGAGAGCAGGCGCGGCAUAUUCUCCGCCCUCUCCCAGCUCACCUGCAAGGAGGCGCGUGUGAAGAACUGGAUGGACUCAGCAACCUGGAACGACCUCGCAAGACAGUUCACUGCAUGCCUCGCAUGUGGCUUGGGAACACUCCUCAUGUGUCAUGCGACGAGCAUGAUGAGCUCCCUCGAGGCGGUUUGGGUGGAGCCGAAAGCCUUCGGAGCCAAAGGAAGAAGUCCAAAGCCAUCAGAUCAAAGGUGCUUUCUGAACGCCACCCUGCUGCUGGGAGAAGAGAGCUUCUACAGCUUCAUGCCCUUUGAGCUGGAUCAAGUGGAUCAUCUCAAGAAAACUGUUAGAGCUGGUUUGGAAGAUGCAUUUGCGGUGGGGAUUGGUUUGUCACAGUUGCCAUCGUCGUCAAGCUGUUUGCUGAACCAUCGGGUGGGCUACUGCGAUGCCAAUGGCAUCAACCUCUUUCACGAGUCGGUGCGGGUUCAGGUGGUGUUGAGCCCGGUGGAGUCGCAGAGCCUCCAGUUGGAAUCCCCAAGCCUGUGGACCCUCUCGCUGGUCCUGGUGGUGGCUUUUGCCAACUCCCGCUACGUCACCAAGUUGCAGGCCUUCCUCGUGUGGCCUCUGGCCUUGCUGGGCUUACUGCUGUGCAGCGUGCACGCAGCGCGCACGCUGGUCGACCUGGGCAACUGUCGUGCCAUCUCCGAGCACCAUCCAGUCACGUGGUUGGCCGCUGCCCCGCUGGGCAACAGGUCUGCGCCCUCCGCUGCUGCGGAGCGUGUGGCCGAGUACUGCUGGGUUCCUCCGCUGCCCAACCUGCACGGCCCGAGCGCGGCACGCGCGGGCGCAAUGGUGGAGAAGGAGCCUGUGGCCGACUUUCUCUCGCGGCAGGGCAUUGACAUCAAUAUGACUCUUCUGAUCCGGGACGUGUGGAUCACCUGGAUGGAGUCUGCCACCUUCAGCUUCCGCUUUGAGAAUCACACGAAGGUCUCCUCCUACUGCGAGGUGCUUCAGAUGCCCACGAUGUCCCACUGCCUGCGCUGGAUGAACAGCAGCGAGUUGGGCAACUCGAUCAGCUGUCAUGCCACCUUGGCCAAAAACCGGCUGGGCCCAGCCUGGAUGAUGUCCUUGCACUGCAAGCGAGCGGCGCAGAAUUGGAAAGCCUGGCGGAAGCCGGGCGCUCGCGGCUGGGACCAUGGCGAAACGGGACGUGAAACGGGAGACUGGGGGACGGUGAUCGGAGCAGAAGCAGAUGGGGCAUUGCUGGUCUCCAGCUCUGCAAUGUUCAAGCGUGACAUGAGAGAUGUCAUGGAGGAGGAAUUUCCAGACCUCAAAGGUCUGGGUGACAAGCUGGCUGAUGCAGCAAAAGGUGCCAAGGAUGUGAUGCAACAUGGGCAGGAGGCUGUCGAAGGUCUCAAGGAUUUGGCCCUGGGGACCUUUGAAGCUGGUGCCCAGCAAGUGAACCAGACCUUAAAGCACGUGGGCGCGGAGCUGCAGAAGAUGAACCGCACCGCGCAGCAGGAAAUCCAAGAGGUGGACCGCGAGGUUCAGGAAGCCCGCGACAAGUGCAGUGUCUUUACCUCGGGUGCCUCGAAGGUGGUGAAGAAGGUGGAGCCUCUGUUUGAUCAGGUGGUGGAGAAGUUGAAAGCGGUCAGCCAGAUGGCCAAGGAGGUUCUGUCCAAGCUCAACCAGGGGAAGGCGGCAGGAACCUUGGACAAGAGCAUGGGCGUGGUAAUCGACCAAGCCAACGUUUGGAAGUCUGCCAUGGAGGGCUUGGAGAAAAAGCUGCAGGAGGUGAACGAGCUAUUGGCCUCGAGGAGCAAGCCCAGCCACAACACAUCCAAGGCCACCAGUGUGUCGCUGCUGGGCCUGGAGAUCUUCCCUGAGGAGGAAUUGUCCGAUGCCUUGCGGGGGCCCGUGGGGCAGUUGAGCUCGGCGGCCGAGGCCUUGCGAGGAAUGGCCACGCAGACGGAGGAGGCCAUGGCCGGUUUCGUGGACGGUGCCCUGGAGGCCGCCAAGGGGAAGGUGCCUGGAGAUCUCAUGGGCAACGUCUCCAGCAUCUUGCGUGGCGUGCAGGCGGAAGCGACGCUGGAGCUGCAGCCCUUCGGAGAGAUUGGGCAACAGAUGGUGGAUGGCCUCAAGAAGGCUGCCUCCGACGCGGGUCUCGACUUCAGCGCUGCCAGCAGCGUGAUGCUCUUGGGUUUUGCCACGCUGCUGAGCUGGCAAGAGUUGCCACACUGGGUGGCCUCUGCAUCACGCGCGGACUGGCGGACUGGAUGUGACAGCGCUUCAAGUGAACUGCAAUCGAGUGCCAGUGAGGAGCUGGUGGAGAAAGAUGGAGCUGGAAGGAAAGGGGGGCAAAGCCAUGAAAGGGCGGACCAGCCCCACUUGUCGGAUCGGCAGCGGCUGCAGCAGUUGCUUCGGAUCAGCGAGUCUUGGCAGCUGAAGCUGCUGCAGAGCCGCGGCUGCCGCGCGCGGAUCAGUGGUCAGAAUUUCGCUCUGCGCCCACCAAGCUUAGGCGAAGACGUGCCUGGGGGCGAGAAAGCCUUGGAACGGCACUUGCUGCUGCUGGCUCAGCACAUGUGGGAGACAGAGGUCCUGGAUGAUCUGCUGCAUUUGCACUACAAGGUUCCAGGCGUCUCCGUUGCCGCGCGGCCUUCGGCCGUGGAGCUCCAUGGCACCCAGGAGAGCUAUCUGCAGCCGAGCUUCGUAGGCUGCGUGGCCCGCAUCUUCCACGGCUGCGCUGAAAGGGUGGCGUCGGCCACCCUGACGCACUUCCGGAGUCUCUGCCAGGCCACCUGCGCUCUGCUGAUGUUCUUGGGGUAUGUGAGAAUGCUGGCCAUCCGCAUUGGUUGCUUCCGAUGGUGUCGGGAGCAUUGGCCAUCGCCGGAACCUGAUUCCACUCGCCUUUACCACUUCUACCAGUGCAUGCAGAGGCUGAAAGAGAGGGUUCAGCAAGCUCUGGGGUUUCUGAACACGCGUGUGGGAGUGGGGCUUUUGAUGGCCUCGCUUCUACAGGUGGGCUUCACCGUUCUGGCCAACGAGCUUGCGAUGGGCUGGAUCUCAGAGGGCAACGGCGUGCGGAUGGCCGAAUGGAUGAAGCUAUACCCUUUGUCGAUGAUCGACGGGCUGAUGAUCCUAUCGAUUUGGCUUCAGCUCGCGGUCUUUCUCCUUGCGGUGUGCUACAACUGCAUCCUCCAUGUUCAUCUGCGUUCCCAGAUCUUAGCCCUGCCGCGCCAUGUGCUUUUUGGCCCCGAGCGGGUGAUCCCAGAGUCAUACCAAGGGCCGGACUUGAAUGAGUUGAAGCGCAUGGGCAAAACCAGUCUGGUGUAUGCCAUGUACUUCCCUGGCAUUGUUUUCUGGCACUUCUUCUAUGCUUCUUGGAUCCUGGUCUUGGUGUUCUCCUUUGCCCUGGGCUGCUUGAUCCUCGUGGGCCAGCCGGGAGAAGUGCGCAGCGUCCACGCGCAACGGAUCUGGCCUGUGCUGACUUAUGGCGCGUUUUUGGGCACAGUGCUGCUGGCACACUUUGUUACGAGGCUCUUCACUCAGCGGUGUUUGCUUCAUCAGCACGGGCAAGGCAUCCGCAUCAGAUGUCUAUGCCUUUUCACCUGGUAUGAGGUGAUGCUCUUCCUGUUGUCCUUUGCUGUGGGGCCGACCGCGGCACUGUGGGAUUACCUGAAAGGCUUCAUUUGCACUGUCCUGGCCUCUUUGGUGAUUCAGAAGCCCAACUUCACCCAGUUUGGAGAGCUCUCGGACUAUGUCUACUGCACCUACUGCGCUGCUCUCUUGUUGGAGCGCAUGGACCGAGACCGGAAGGAUGACUCUCCCAGGCACCGCCAGCAUGAAGCUGAGCUGCACAGCUGUCAGGACCUGCAGCAGAACUGUGACCGUUGGGACUCCAAAGAUGAGCCCAGCUUGCUUGAUAGCAGUUACGAGUCCAAAGUGGCUUGCUUACGACGCACCGUCGUGUUCUGGCUCCUGUUCUUAGGCGUCCCCCUGGCCGCAGCGGCCACGGUGGGCCGAGCUAGCUACGUACUUGGCUACAGCUGCCCCAAGUUUCUAAAGGCGGUUUUGCCCUUCAGCAAGUGUGCGUCCGAGAUGAAAAAGGACGUGUGCUGUCCUUGGCGCUGGGCCGAGUUUUAUUGUUGGGCGGGACAGGUGUUUUGGGGGCGGAUCCAUCGAGGUGGUGAAGGAGCAAGCCGCGGCCGAACGAGGGUCAUCCCAGUUCCAUGGCCAGGUAUCACCAGGGCAGCUCCGUCUCGCCAGGCCGUCUCGCCAGAACCUCCAUCUCGCCAGGCCGUCCCCGAGGAGAUGACCAGCCAUGUGACCAGCCCAGACUCGAUUGACUGGCGGAAGCUCCGUCGACCACCGUGA
This is a messenger RNA of Durusdinium trenchii, 4545 nucleotides long. Lineage: Eukaryota; Dinophyceae; Suessiales; Symbiodiniaceae. The record is from the annotation of a GenBank genome assembly.